UCCCGCCCCCGCGCGCCGCCAUGGACGCCGCGCCCGCGCUCCUGAGGGCCCCACCGGCCGAGGUGCUGGACGACGUGCUGCGGGAGCAGUUCGGGCCGUUGCCCCAGUUGGCCGCCAUCUGCCGGCUCAAGCGGCUGCCGUCGGGCGGCUACUCGUCCACGGAGGACCUGCAGUUGGUGCUGGAGCGGCGGCGCGUGGCCAACGCCAAGGAGCGCGAGCGGAUAAAAAAUCUCAACCGUGGUUUUGCCAAACUGAAGACGCUGGUGCCGUUUCUUCCCCAAAGCAGGAAGCCUAGCAAAGUUGAUAUCCUCAAAGGUGCAACUGAAUACAUACAAGUUCUCAGUGAUGUUUUGGAAGGAGCCAAAGACUCUGAGAAACAAGACCCAGAUCAUCAGAACUAUAGCAACAAUACUUCUGAACCACGUAUGUCCUUGGCUAGAGAGCUGUCGAGAAAUAUACCACACUCCGGUUGUGCUGUGGGCUUGAAGAAUGAGGAGGAAGGGUCCUGGGCAGAUGGCAGCAAUGAAUUAAAACCCAACAAAUGGAAGAUGUCAGCAUUCUUCAUACCAGAGAAGACCACCUGAGGCCAGAUCAAAGGAACCAGAGAAGCUCAUCAGGAAGAUUACCUGAGACCAGAUUAGAGGAGUGCAGGCCUGGCACACACCCUAAUCUUGUCAGCAACCCCACCCUUGAACUAUUGCUGUAAAACUCCUCACUAAAUCCUCCUGGGUUGGGACACAUAGUUUUGGAGGGGCACGAGUCCACUGUGUCCCCCUUUGCCUGGCAAAGCAA
This is a messenger RNA of Eubalaena glacialis (North Atlantic right whale), 792 nucleotides long. RefSeq names its product folliculogenesis specific bHLH transcription factor (gene FIGLA). Bases 21 to 584 code for a protein of 187 amino acids. Gene Ontology annotation, biological process: developmental process; regulation of transcription by RNA polymerase II. NCBI's taxonomy places the organism in Eukaryota, Metazoa, Chordata, Mammalia, Artiodactyla, Balaenidae. The transcript has 4 exons. Gene Ontology annotation, molecular function: DNA-binding transcription factor activity, RNA polymerase II-specific; RNA polymerase II transcription regulatory region sequence-specific DNA binding; protein dimerization activity. The record is from RefSeq and is a predicted model, not a curated record.